AGAUUUACCCAAAAAAAAAAACUACUACCAACAGUGUUGCAAGAGCUCUGACAUGUAGGCGAUUAGGGCGACUUCUGAUAAAGUGGUGGAGAACUGGUGAUUCUCCAUGGUAGACGGUACAAUCUCCAUGAUGGAAGGGCUCGGUUGCAAAGCUAUUGAUUCCAAUGGAAUGAGAAGAAAGCAGAAGAACUCCUCUGAAGCUGCUCCUAUUCUCGGUCCUCAAAUUAAUUCGAUUCCCAUUCGGUCUUCUCCUUCCAAUCCCACCCACAAACCUUUCGAUCUUUGCCCUGGUGCUCUACCCCCAUUGGAUUCAACUACUAAUCCAUCUCCUUCAAGUGACUUCAAUUUGGGUUCAACUCUCAAAAAUGCUGUUCAUGCACCAUCUCCAGCUGGGUUUGGGGCGUUUGGCCCUAAAACGUUCAAAAACACUAGUCCUUCUCGGAAAUUAAAGCAAGUUUUUGAAGAAGCAUUAGUGGGGGAAGCAGAGGAGCGAGUGACCAAUCUCCUUGACAAUAACCCCCAGUUCGAGCGUCCACAAGGAAAGCUUUCUGCUGCAACUGUUGUGUUGCUGAUUUGUAUGUUGCUAGUUGUUUCUGCUGCUUUCAAGCCUUAUUCCAUUGCUGCUGUUUUCAAGCCAGGCUGCUACUACUGACCUGUUAGGAACUGCUACUGCACCUUUAGGCAGCUCUGCUGCUACGCUGCUACGUGUUCAAGCAAGCUGCUGCUGCUGUUCUGUUUUCUGUUAAUGCCUACCGCUGCAGUUUGCUUGCUACUGGCUAUUAUUGCUGCUGCCUGCUGAUGUUGCAGCUGCUGUUUGUUGUGCUGUAAUGGCGGCAAAUAGCUGCUGAUCUGCUGGUGGUGGUUCCCAUAAGGAGUAUGUUGGACAAGGACAAACAUCGCGCAUGCCUUCGGCAAGAUGUUGGUUUCUUUGACAGCCAAGAUACUUCUUCCACUACGUUCCAAGUCAUAUUUGGUGUCUCGUCUGAUGCUCAAUCAAUCCAAAAUGUUAUAGCGAAGAAGGUUUCAAUGAGAAUGUUGGAAACAUCUUGCAACUGUAGUUGCUAUGUGUGGCCAUUUGCCUUGCUGCUACUGUAGUUGGUUCAUACAACUGCUACUGUUCUUACAGUUCUUUGUUAUGGUUAUUGCUUGAGCCAGGAUGGCUUAUUUUAAAUCUGCAA
Rhododendron vialii is the source of this 1178-nucleotide messenger RNA. RefSeq lists its product as uncharacterized. The transcript has 2 exons. The record is from RefSeq and is a predicted model, not a curated record. The coding region runs from base 107 to 652 and encodes 181 amino acids. Lineage: Eukaryota; Viridiplantae; Streptophyta; Magnoliopsida; Ericales; Ericaceae.